Messenger RNA from Daucus carota subsp. sativus, 1912 nucleotides. RefSeq names its product E3 ubiquitin-protein ligase At1g63170. Lineage: Eukaryota; Viridiplantae; Streptophyta; Magnoliopsida; Apiales; Apiaceae. The transcript has 5 exons. Gene Ontology annotation, molecular function: zinc ion binding. The record is from RefSeq and is a predicted model, not a curated record. The coding region runs from base 427 to 1713 and encodes 428 amino acids.
GUUGGCAACCAAACACGACCUUGAAACUACUCAGCUGGGCUGUAAUAAACGCAAAUCUUUCUCUAUCUCUCAUCCAUCUCUCUGCUUGCAUCAUCAACAUCUAUACAUUAUUAUAAUUAAAUUAUUUAUUUAAUAAAUAAUAACAAUAAUCUAUACUCACAGAAUAUACACACAUAUUUCAAUUUUUCAUUCACGCCAGAGUUGUUGAACAAGUGAUUCGAUCAUAGCUGACUCCAUCUCUCAAUUUCGCGACAGGAGAGAUUUUGAAGAACUUUGAAAGUAGUCUUGCAUAAUUUGUCACCACGACUAUAUAUCUGAUUCAUUGGAUCUGAAUAUUGUUACCGCAUUGCUCGGAAAGGAGUACAUAGAGGAGCAAACUAAAGACCAUAAUUCUAUGAUCUUGUAUUGAUCAAUUUGCUUACUACAAUGGCUGGUUCAUCUCCCGAAGCAAUCAGAGAAAACCGUAUUGACAGUUAUCCUUUGCUCAUGGAGCAGCCAGAAAAUGGUGAAAGUAGUGACCAUGUUAUCGACAUAGAGAGGCAUGGUGAUGCAUCCUCGUCCUCAUCAGUCUCGCCUGAUAAUCAUUCAUCUAGCUUUAAUCAUAAUGAACAAAGGCCAUCAAGUAGUGCUCAAGCAACUAUGAGUCAUUCACCCAGGUCUACAUCUAAUUUGCCGAAUCCGCCAAGUCCUUCUCUCUCCAGGAGAGGUGAAUCAUAUGGUCGUCGUCACUGGAGCCCUUUUAACACUAUGCUGUGGAUUUCUAUCGAGCUUGCAUUUAUUUCAGCUCAAAUAAUUGCAGCAAUUGUUGUUUUGACUUUGUCGAGACAUGAAAAUCCACAGACUCCUUUGUUUGCCUGGAUUGUUGGUUAUGCAACUGGAUGCUUAGCAUGUCUUCCUCUACUUUACUGGCGCUAUCUUCACCGGAAUCAAGCUCCUGAGCAAGUGUCAACUCCAUUGCGACAGGAUUCAUCUCAAACCAACUCCCAAGCUGAGCAGAAUUCUUAUAUUACUAUUGCCUUGACUCGUUCGUCAGAUGAAGAGGGUCAAAAUAAUGUGCCACAAACUCAGAAUACUCAAAGUAUUAGAGUUGAAAAUCCAAGGCUUAUUGCACUGGUGGACCAAUUCAAGAUGGCAUUAGAUUGUUUCUUUGCGGUGUGGUUUGUUGUUGGAAAUGUAUGGAUAUUUGGUGGGAAUGCCUCUGCUGCUGAUGCUCCAAAUUUGUAUAGGUUAUGUAUAGUUUUUCUUACAAUAAGCUGCAUUGGGUAUGCUAUGCCCUUCAUUUUAUGUGCAAUGAUAUGCUGCUGCUUGCCAUGUAUAAUAUCAAUACUGGGAGUCCGGGAGGAUGUGAAUCAAAUGCGAGGAGCCAGUGAAGAGUCCAUUAAUGCUCUGCCAAAGCUCAAAUUCCAACUGAAGAGAAAUGGAAGUAGCAGCAGUAAAGGCAGUAGUAGUUCAGGAGUUGAUGAAGGUGGAGUCGUAGCAGCAGGAACAGAGAAGGAGCGUGCCAUUUCAGGGGAAGAUGCUGUUUGUUGUAUUUGCUUGGCUAGAUACACGGACAAUGAUGAGUUGAGGGAGCUUCCAUGCUCUCAUUUCUUUCAUACAGACUGUGUGGACAAAUGGCUAAAGAUCAAUGCAUCAUGUCCACUUUGCAAGUUUGAAAUUGUUGGUAGCAAUGAGAAUUCAUCAACUGUCGACCCCAAUCAGCAGGAGUGUUGAGGGGUUUUAUUAAAGGGACUGGAGCAAACACGCGAAGCAGUUCUACAAGCUCUGACAGUGUUUUGAAGUAAAUACUGCCUUUGGUUAAUUCUAUACUUUUCUUUUCAUAGCAAAGAUGUUGUACAGGUGACCAGUUGAGUGAUAUUAAUAUACUUAACAUGACGGCAUGGUAUAUAGAAUCCCAAUUAUGCUUGCUCAA